GACAGAGGAGUGCAUACGAGUUCCGUGAUGCGUGAUGGACGUUGUUCGCUAUUAGUCUUUAGCUUCGGUCUGUUAUUCACUUUAAAGGUCAUGUUUCUAGUGUGUCCAUGUUUCUAGUGUGUUAGGUUCAGAUCUGCUCGUGAUCAAAGAACAAAGAUGUGGGCCGAGCGGAGCACAGACGAUCUGUUCGAUAGCAUCCUCAUGGCGGAGGAAAGAUUCCAUGGAGAAGGUUACAAAGAGGGCUAUGAGAAAGGCGCCCACAAGGGCCUACAGGAGGGCCGCAGACAUGGGGCCAUGCAUGGGGCCCAGCUCUCUGCUGAGGUGUCCUUUUACCAUGGCUUUGCUGUCACAUGGAAAUGUCUCCUCUGGAACAAUACAGAUGCCAAAACUAGGAAACGUGUGAAGACUCUAGAAGCGUUCUUGAGUUUGAUAGAGAAGUCUCUGUUAGAUGAUCCCCAGUCUGAGAAGCUGAAAGAAGACAUGGACAAGCUCCGUGCCAAAUUCAGACAGGUGUGUUCCACGUUAAAUGUCCCUGCAGACUUUAAGGACUUUUUGAAACUGGCAGCGGGAACAUCCUUCUAAGCAACACAGGACCAAAGGCUGUUGUUUGUCUGGAGACUGGACAGUGCUCUGCUGCUUUCUGAUGGUGGACACUGAGAGGGCAGAGUAAGAGCUGCAUCAGUCUGUGUGUUCUGUGACCUGCAGUGUGGACUACCUAGAGCUCAUCAGGAACACUGAUUUCAGCUCUGGAGAGAGACAUAGACUUAAAUGCAGGAUUUACUCAAACAUGCGCAAAUGAAUCCAAACACAACUCUGUUUCUGUAAGAUGACAAACGCAGAUCCAUGGUAUGGUUACAUUUUAUUAUUACAUUAUGAUAUGUUAUGUUGUAACGUAACAUAACCUUCAAUAUUAGCCAGUCACAGCAAUAAAAUGCUGCAUAUCUUAAUUGUAAAACAUAAAAAAAUUACAAAAAUACCUUAUAUUGUCAGUAGAGAUAAUAUUUGUACACUUGGCAUAUUGACUAUUGGCCUUAAUCUCUUGCGCAGGCCAAUAUUUUGUAUGAGCCAACCAGAUGCCAUAAAUCUGCAUCAUUCUUUAUCUGAACACUUAGGUGCAAAGAGGAUGCUGCACAAAAUGUGACCACACAGCCCUCAUAUUUACUUAUAAAAAGAGGUUUGUGGAUCAUUGUGUAUGAGUGUGUAGUCAUUUCAUUUUGGCCGUCAGUUUAUCUAAAAUCAGUAUCUGCAUUGGCCGUGGAAACCCACAGCAGUUGGUUUCUAAUCAUCAACCUCAAGCAAGGCUCGACUGACUGUGAUCAAACCAGUUGAAGUAAAUGUGAUCAGCAGUAAAAUGAAGACUGCAUACGUAUGUGCUGUUUGGGAUCAUCUUGAAUUUGGCGCCUCAUCUCUUCUAAUUGCAGUGUGCUUGCAGUUGUGUGUCAGUGGGGAAAUUAUGAAAUUGUUGAUGAGCUGAACAUAACUGAACGCUACAAUGACAUUUAAAUGAAGAAAACUGGGCCGUUUUCUCAUUUUUUGUAGAACAGAGCCCGCAAGAAGUUGUAAUCGCAUCUUUCCGCCCACAAACCUACAUCACCCAUGUUCCCACACGACAAUCUUCCAUAAAUAUACAAAUACAUGAUACAAAACUGUACACAGCAACAAACCUGAUGUGACGUGCGAUAGUUUCAUUAGUGGGAUGCAUGGUGAUUGUGUUGUGAUAGUGCUCAGAAGGGGGAAUGACUUAAUGCUGGGAGCAAAAGAAGGAGUUUAUAAUAAUAAUAAUCAUUUACAUAUAUAUGAAAAUCUGCCUCAGAUCCAGUUUACAGUUAUAUUACUUCAUAAAUCAAAGUUAUUGUAAGCUUUUUAAGUUGUCAGUGACAUAGAUUUACUGUUUUAUUUACUCAUAUUUAGAUAUUUAAUAAUUUGAAAAAGCAUACAUUAUAUUAAAAUGGUUUAUUGCUGUAUUUUGCAGUUUCAUCAUUAAAGAAAAUUUUGUGUCCAUUGUCACUUUA
Messenger RNA from Boleophthalmus pectinirostris (great blue-spotted mudskipper), 2012 nucleotides. It is a transcript of the gene lto1, whose product is annotated as LTO1 maturation factor of ABCE1. The transcript is spliced from 5 exons. Bases 157 to 582 code for a protein of 141 amino acids. NCBI's taxonomy places the organism in Eukaryota, Metazoa, Chordata, Actinopteri, Gobiiformes, Gobiidae. The record is from RefSeq and is a predicted model, not a curated record.